Messenger RNA from Leishmania mexicana MHOM/GT/2001/U1103, 708 nucleotides. RefSeq lists its product as hypothetical. Lineage: Eukaryota; Euglenozoa; Kinetoplastea; Trypanosomatida; Trypanosomatidae. Bases 1 to 708 code for a protein of 235 amino acids. The record is from RefSeq and is a predicted model, not a curated record. The transcript has a single exon.
AUGCCAUCGUACGCGGAGAUCGCCGGCUCCAUCAUGGCGAUGGCGCUCACCACGGACCAGACGCUCUUCAUACUGUACCACUCCAACAGCUACGCGGCGAACCCGGUGAUGCUGCGCAGCUCGAAGCCGAUGGUGAUGCGUGACGUGUUCCUGACGCGGAGCAACGCCUUCUACCCGAACCCGCUGUCGUGCCUGUACGUGACCAACGGCACGGACUGCGUCGUCAACUGCGUCAUGGCGUGGGCGGUGGCGAAGCCGCUGACCGAGGUGCUGGGGUGGCGGCACGCGACGGCCGUGUACGUUGGUGCCGGGCUGUUCUCCAGCUUCGCCUACGUGUUUGCUGCGCAGGUGAGCCGUACGAAGACAAACUCGCCGUUCGACUGCAACGCCACGAGUAACGGCGCCUACGCCGGCUACGCGACGCUGUCGCUGAUGAUGCGCGGGUCCUACAUCCCGUACCUGAAGCGCGUGCCCAUCAUGUGGGCCGGCGUGCCGUACCUGCUGAAGUGCACCUACGACGAGUACGUUUCGCCGAGGCUGGUCGAGCGGCGGCGGGCCGGCGACAUCGAGCUGCGCAACUGGGGGUUUGUCGGCGGCGUCUUCUUCACGCUCAUCUACAGCUCUCUGUUCUUCCGCACUCGAAAGGACUUUAGCCUGGCGAGAAAGUUUUUCCAGAACCUGCCACCGCGCGCCGCAGUGGGAAAGUAG